UGCUAGCCCAGCAGUGCAUUUGAGAAGCCACAAAUAUAUGACACCAGGUAUAAGAGAGAGAGAAAGAGAUAAGCACUUUUUUUGCAGCGGACUGCUUGUCUAUAUACCUAGAAUCUCGUUUGCUGUUUCUAUGGCGUGGCGGCCAAGUCGAUGAACGCAUUUUAGGCGAGACGGCAAAUCUCAAUAUAUGUCUGUGCAGGCAUUUCCGCCGAACGAAUUUUUAUAGAAAAGUCAGUGCAAAAGUUAAUUUAUACGAACGUUUGCGCCAUCGAAGAUCGUAAUGAGUUUGGGCUGUGGAUCGAUCGGCUGCCAGCUUUGGGGUUAUGUUGUUAUUUUCGAGUCAGAUUUUAUGAAAUAAAAGUUCUUAAUUCAACAUGAGUUUGAAAGGAGGACAUGUAUCCAGAUUAAGCCAAUCUCCAGAUGACAAGCCACGCAAAAGAAAGCAAUCACAGGAAUCAAAUUCAGAGACUGAUAUAUCUUUUAAGCGUAGAAAUAUUGCAGACAAGGACAAAAGGAAGAAAACAAUAAGAAAGCGUAGUCUUUCUAGUGCAAGCUCAAAAUCCAGUAGGAGUUUGGUAUCACCUCCUAAAAGAUCUAACAGAGGAGAUAGAGCAAGUCCUGAUUCUGGAUUUGAUAGAAGAAGAAAUUUUCAAAAUGAUGACAACCGCAGAAACAGAAUUGAUAAUAGAUUUUUUCAACAACGUAAUUACGGACGAUUUCAACAAAAUCGAAACUUUGACAACCAAAGAUUCAAUAAUAGAUUUGAUAACAGAAAUGGCAGAAAUUUUCAACGUAGAGAUAAUCAAUUCAAUCAACGUGGAUUUCAGGAUAGAAACAGAAACAACAGAAAUUGGAAUCAAAACAAUAAUGAGAGAAGAUUUCAGAACCAGAGAAAUCAAGGAAAUAACUGGAACAGAAAUAAUCAACAAAAUUUUGAUAGAAGGCAGUCUGAUAGAUCUAUGAAUUCUGGAAAUAGAUUCAAUUCUGGUGAUAGAUUCUUUAAGCAAAACACAUCAAACGAUAGGUUUGCUCAGAAUCGUAGUCCACAAAGAGAUGUUGAGGUGAGAAAAAUAAAGGAAACAAAAAAAAAAAAGAGCUCUAAGAAUUAUGAUUAUGACCAUGAAAAUAUAGAUGAAAAGCCUCAUCUAGAUUCAUCUCCAGAACCAAAACAAGUUGCAGAAGAAAGAAUGCAAAUGACAAAAUUAGAGCCAGAAAAGCCAGUUUCCGAUAAAAAAAAGAAAAAGAAAAAAAAUCGGAUAGCAUCGCCGUCUUCAUCUUCAGCAUCAUCUUCAAGUUCAGAGAGCGAUUCAAGUGAUUCUAGCGAUUCUAGCAAUGAUUCAAGUAGUAGUAGUAGCAGCAGUAGUUCUGAAGAUGAAAAAAAGAAGAAAAAGAAAAAGAAACUUGCCAAGAAACUUAAAAAGAAAGAGAAAAAAAAGAAAUUAAAGAAAAAGAAAAAACUAAAGAAAAAAAUGAGUAAAAAAGCAAAAGCGGCAGUAGUAGAAGAUACAAGGCCCAUCAAUAAAAUAGAAAUAGAUCAUGAUAGAUUACUUAGUGAUAUAGCUUUAGAGCAGUCUAAAAGAGCAAAAGCAUUGGCUCCAAUGUCUAAAAAAGAUUGGGAGAAAAAACAAAAUGUAGUUCGCAGAGUUUAUGACGAGGAAAGUGGAAGGCAUAGGUUAAUUAGAGGUGAUGGUGAAGUUAUAGAAGAAAUUGUAAGCCGUGAGCGGCAUAAGCAAAUAAAUCUUCAAGCAACUAGAGCUGAUGGAGAAUACUUUCAGUCACAAUUAAGAAAGAAGUAAAAUAAUGAUCUUGCAAAGCUAAUGCUUGCCUUCUAAUGGGACUCUUCAUGAAUUGCAUGUGUAUUGCAGAUGAUGUCAAAUUUUUAUAGAUUUAAAUUUAUGAUAUUCAAUUGAUUGUAAUACCUAAUACCACUUUGUAGGUAUAAAUUGGAUUUAAAAACUGAUUAUGAAAAAUUUAA
Molecule: messenger RNA, 1975 nt
Organism: Phymastichus coffea
Lineage: Eukaryota; Metazoa; Arthropoda; Insecta; Hymenoptera; Eulophidae
Product: homeobox protein 2-like
Exons: 3
Coding region: 375-1796 (473 amino acids)
Source: RefSeq, a predicted model, not a curated record